UUGGGUCUCCUGCGGUGCGAGCGGGAGAGCGAGCGGGAGACCACUCGCCAUCAAGCUCAAGAGCGACCUCCGCCUCACCGCAACGAUGGGCUAAUCUACACCCUUCUCAGAUCCGCUGCCGAUGCCUUCCGCUGUGUUCUCCUCCGCCUUCUCCCCUCCUGUUCCCUGCGACCUCGUCUGCGCCCUCCGCCGCUGCUCCUUCCACCCGACUACGCUUUCCAGUUCCUUCUCCUCCCGUCGCCGUCGAUUCGCCUCUCGAGCUGUAGGUGGAUCUAAAGAAAGUCAGAUAUCUUUGGUUGCAAAUGAAAGAUCUGAAUCAGACAGGUUAGUUGAUGGCAUGGACUUUGGUGAACUAUGCAAUGAAUUUGAGUGCAUCAGUAGCCCUCAGGUGGAAUCAACAGCAAGACAGCUUGUCAGGGAUAUACUAGAGCUGCGAGAAGGAAAUCGUGCAUUGAGUUCUUAUUCAGUUUCCGUCAAAUAUAAGGAUCCAAUUAGGAGCUUUGUUGGGCGUGAAAAAUACAACAGACCUCUCUGGGCAAUUGAUGCACUGGAAAAUCCAUCAGUAGCAGUGCAGGAAAUGGUAAUGCUAUCAACAAGUGUUCUGAGCAUAAAAUGGGCUCUCAAAGGGAAGCCUAAGAACCCUGCCAUUGCAGGCUUAGGGGGAUUCCUGAAAAUUCAAGUUCAUUCUCUCUUCACCUUAAACCAAAUAAGCGGUCAAGUUAUCGAACAUGAAGAAUCAUGGGAUCUGUCUCAAUCAUCACCUCUUGCUCAGGCAUAUUUUUGGGUUUCUCGGAGACUUUUCUCAACAAUUGAAUCUGUUAAAGACACAGUUGAUGCUGUUAAGAGUACAACCACACGUCUAUCAACUCAAAAGGAUAACUUGGAGAGCUACCCAGACCCCUCAUUUGAUCCAACAAAGUUCUUUCAGAGGGAAGGUGACUUGCAGAGAGAUGUUUAUCAGAUUGCUCUUUUCUUAGCCGUGGCAUACUUCGUUGUACAGUUCCUGAGAACAACUCUUUGAAAUCGAUACUCCACCAAAAUUUUGUAAAUUCAAAAUGUACAAAUGGGUAUGUAUUCCUAAAUAUGAAACCUUCUUCUGUGCUACAUAUGAAUAAUAGUAGCUUGCUUGAA
Zingiber officinale is the source of this 1131-nucleotide messenger RNA. RefSeq lists its product as uncharacterized. Gene Ontology annotation, cellular component: chloroplast. Bases 122 to 1021 code for a protein of 299 amino acids. The transcript has 5 exons. The record is from RefSeq and is a predicted model, not a curated record. Lineage: Eukaryota; Viridiplantae; Streptophyta; Magnoliopsida; Zingiberales; Zingiberaceae.